AUUUGCAUCUUCACAAUCGAGUAAACUUAGUGCGUGCCUGACAUAUACAAAAUAUACAACUAACAGUUGCUAACAGUCAAAUCAAAAGCAAAAUAGUGUCUUUUUUUACGAUAUAAUUUAUAUAAUUUAUGCCUAUUUUAUAAACGAAUUUUAACAAGAUGGAGGCCCGUUCAAGAAAGAUCAUGACCAAUAUAAAUAGAGAAAAUGUAUCAACAAGACCUGGAAAACCCACUGUAAGGCCUGCAGUACCUUCGCGGAGACCUGUUUUAGGUGAAUUGGGUAACCAGUUGAGCCUGCAAUCGAAUCAUAAUGUGGCUUUGAAAAAGCCAAUUAUUCAAAGUAACCCUUUGAAAAGUGUGCAAGAAAUUAAGGUGGUGAAGACUAACAAGCCUGCAAUAUUAUCCAGGGAGAAGGAGCAGUUUAGAACUGUUGUGAAUCCUUCAAAAGGAGUUAUUUUGAAGAGACAAGAGAGCAAUUUACUUCCGAUUAUUAAGGAAAUAAAUAUUUGCAAAGUUGAACAGUCCUAUUCUGCAAAGCAGUUGGGAGUAAUUGACGUUGACGAAUCACAAGAUGAUCCAAUGCUUGUGGCUGAGUACAUUAAAGACAUUAUGAAAUACCUUAUGGACCUAGAGAUCAAAUACUCAAUUCAAAAUGGUUUCUUAAAUGAUGACCACAAAUCGACGCCGAAAAUGCGUUCAGUCCUGAUAAACUGGAUGUCCGAAGUUCAUUUGAAUUUCAAGUUUUUAUCCGAAACAUUCCAUCUGUCUGUGGCUACUGUGGACAGAUAUUUACAAGCCAAUAAGAACAUUGGCCGCGAGACUUUACAGUUGGUGGGCACGUCAGCUAUGCUGGUAGCUGGAAAGUACGAAGAAAAUGAAUUGCCUGAUAUAUCUGACUUUGUUUACAUUUGCGACGAUUCGUUCAGUAAAAAACAAAUUCUUUUCAUGGAAGGCGAUAUUUUGAAGAGACUGGAAUUCAGUUUUGGCAGACCAUUGUCUUUGCAUUUUUUGAGGCGUUUCAAUAAAAUUGCAAAGGCAAAUACACCGCACCACACGCUAGGCAAAUACUUAUUGGAGCUGGCCCUUUUGGAAUAUGGAAUUUGUCACAUAAAGCCAUCACUGCAAGCGGCUGCCGCAUGCUGCCUGUCCAUCAGCGUUUUAAAUGAGUUAGAACCAAUACAAGUCUGGACCAAAACGCUGAUUCACUACUCCACAUACAAUUAUACAGAUAUCAAAGAUACGAUGGCCGAGUUUUCGGCGGCCCUCGUAAGGGCUGAGACGUCUAAAUUCCAAGCCAUCAGAAAGAAAUACGCCUCAUCGCAGUUGUCUAAGAUGAGUCUUAAUUGCAAACUCAAAGGGGCUUUAGUUCAACGACUAGCUAGCCAUGCCAAGAUACUGAAAACCUAAUUUAUUUAUAUUUGUUUUACGAAGUGUUCUAACUUCUUGGUAUGUAAAAUUCAAUGUAUUGUUUUAUAUAUAUAUUUAUCUAGGUUAAAUUUUAUAUGUAAUAAUAUAUGUACUUUAAAAUAUA
Molecule: messenger RNA, 1530 nt
Organism: Nicrophorus vespilloides
Lineage: Eukaryota; Metazoa; Arthropoda; Insecta; Coleoptera; Silphidae
Product: G2/mitotic-specific cyclin-B-like
Exons: 2
Coding region: 159-1406 (415 amino acids)
Biological process (GO): mitotic cell cycle phase transition; regulation of cyclin-dependent protein serine/threonine kinase activity
Cellular component (GO): cytoplasm; nucleus; cyclin-dependent protein kinase holoenzyme complex
Molecular function (GO): cyclin-dependent protein serine/threonine kinase regulator activity
Source: RefSeq, a predicted model, not a curated record